AACGAUUUCGAGUAAAAAAACAUGGCACCAGUAGAGUUAAAAAUUUCUGCUGAAGUUUGACUAAUCGCCUAUAUGCUGUUUCCUUUAGUGAAUUGUGUGAGAUAUUUUCUUGGUGGCGUCAAGCAGUAGUUUUACUAGAAGAUGUUCGUGGCGAAGAGCAUCGCAGCGGAUCAUAAAGAUCUGAUUCACGAUGUUUCUUAUGACUUUCAUGGUCGCAGGAUGGCGACCUGCUCCAGUGAUCAGAGCGUCAAGGUCUGGGACAAAGGUGAUGAUGGAGAAUGGCACUGCACUGCUAGUUGGAAGACCCAUAGUGGUUCUGUUUGGAGGGUGACAUGGGCGCAUCCUGAGUUUGGUCAAGUGUUGGCAUCUUGUUCGUUUGACCGCACUGCGGCUGUAUGGGAGGAGAUAGUCGGUGAAUCCAAUGAUAAACAGCGUGGUCAGAGUCACUGGAUUAAGAGAACCACACUUGUGGACAGUCGGACAUCAGUGACCGAUGUGAAGUUUGCACCAAAGUACAUGGGCCUGAUGUUGACCACUUGCUCUGCAGACGGUGUGGUGCGCAUCUACGAGGCCCCUGAUGUGAUGAACCUCAGCCAGUGGUCACUGCAGCAUGAGAUCUCCUGCAAGCUCUCAUGCUCCUGCAUCUCAUGGAACCCCUCCAGUUCUCGAGCACAUCCUCCAAUGAUAGCUGUGGGCAGUGACGACAGCAAUGUCACAUACAGUGGCAAAGUGCAAAUCUAUGAGUAUAAUGAAAAUACAAGGAAGUAUGCCAAAGCAGAGACAUUGAUGACUGUGACUGACCCAGUACAUGACAUCGCCUUUGCUCCUAAUCUUGGGAGAUCCUUCCAUGUGCUGGCGAUAGCGACCAAAGACGUCCGUAUUUUCAAACUCAUACCAUUGAGGAGAGAGAGCGCCAACAGCUCUGGUCCCACUAAGUUUGAGGUGCAAGUGAUGGCUCAGUUUGACAGUCAUAACUCUCAGGUGUGGCGCGUGAGUUGGAACAUCACCAGUACUCUCCUGGCCUCCUCUGGAGAUGAUGGCUGUGUGCGACUCUGGAAAGCCAAUUAUAUGGACAAUUGGAAGUGCACAGGGAUCCUGAGAGGAGACGGGAGCCCAGUGAACGGCUCCUCUGGACACACUGCUGCUCUGAGCACUGUGGGCGUCCCUGGAGCUGCUCAGAUGGUUGUUGGGGCGGCUUCUGCUGGCAGAAAAAAAGCUCAGCUGAUGCCAGGCUAACGGCAUAACAUGGUGAUUGGCUGCUUGCUGCAUGCACAUGCACAGGAUUGGACAGAGACCUCAUUGACCCCUCCUCUGCACGGUGUGACACCUGCACACUCUCCUAGCUACUAAUCUGACAGAAGCGUGUGCUGACGGCGCAAUCUGUUGUAUGGCUGUUAAAGGAAAUGUGCUUUGUGUGUUCUCUUCAGUGGCACUCACCUGACAUUAGAGCAUUUUUUGUAUUGUUGUAGAAAUUACACUAAACAUGAUUCUAAUA
Molecule: messenger RNA, 1495 nt
Organism: Rhinichthys klamathensis goyatoka
Lineage: Eukaryota; Metazoa; Chordata; Actinopteri; Cypriniformes; Leuciscidae
Gene: seh1l
Product: SEH1-like (S. cerevisiae)
Exons: 9
Coding region: 142-1236 (364 amino acids)
Biological process (GO): positive regulation of TORC1 signaling; cellular response to amino acid starvation
Cellular component (GO): nuclear pore outer ring; Seh1-associated complex
Molecular function (GO): structural molecule activity; protein binding
Source: RefSeq, a predicted model, not a curated record